This is a messenger RNA of Manis pentadactyla (Chinese pangolin), 4087 nucleotides long. RefSeq names its product component of inhibitor of nuclear factor kappa B kinase complex (gene CHUK). The record is from RefSeq and is a predicted model, not a curated record. Gene Ontology annotation, cellular component: IkappaB kinase complex; cytoplasm. Gene Ontology annotation, biological process: positive regulation of transcription by RNA polymerase II; peptidyl-serine phosphorylation; tumor necrosis factor-mediated signaling pathway. Bases 84 to 2321 code for a protein of 745 amino acids. The transcript has 21 exons. Gene Ontology annotation, molecular function: IkappaB kinase activity; ATP binding. Lineage: Eukaryota; Metazoa; Chordata; Mammalia; Pholidota; Manidae.
AGAAGGAGGACGCGUGAGCCUCAGCGGCCCGGAACCGGCCUCGGAACAGUGGCGGACCCUAAAGCUGUUUGCCCUCCCGCCCCAUGGAGUGGCCCCCGGGGCUGCGGCCGGGCGCGGGCGGGCCCUGGGAGAUGCGGGAGCGGCUGGGCACCGGCGGCUUCGGGAACGUCUGCUUGUACCAGCAUCGGGAACUUGAUCUCAAAAUAGCAAUUAAAUCUUGUCGCCUAGAGCUUAGUACCAAAAACAGAGAACGGUGGUGCCAUGAAAUCCAGAUCAUGAAAAAGUUGAACCACGCCAAUGUUGUAAAGGCCUGUGAUGUUCCUGAGGAAUUGAAUUUUUUGAUUAAUGAUGUGCCUCUUUUAGCAAUGGAAUACUGUUCUGGAGGAGAUCUCCGGAAGCUGCUCAACAAACCAGAAAAUUGUUGUGGACUUAAAGAAAGCCAGAUACUUUCUUUACUGAGUGAUAUAGGGUCUGGAAUCCGUUAUUUGCAUGAAAACAAAAUUAUACAUCGUGAUCUAAAACCAGAAAACAUAGUUCUUCAAGAUGUUGGUGGAAAGAUUGUGCAUAAAAUAAUCGAUCUGGGCUAUGCCAAAGAUGUUGAUCAAGGAAGUCUGUGUACAUCGUUUGUGGGAACAUUGCAGUAUCUGGCCCCAGAGCUCUUUGAGAAUAAGCCUUACACAGCCACUGUUGACUACUGGAGCUUUGGGACCAUGGUGUUUGAAUGUAUUGCUGGAUAUAGGCCUUUUUUGCAUCACCUGCAGCCAUUUACCUGGCAUGAAAAGAUUAAGAAGAAGGAUCCAAAAUGUAUAUUUGCAUGUGAAGAGAUGACAGGAGAAGUUCGGUUUAGUAGCCAUUUACCUCAACCAAACAGCCUUUGUAGUUUAAUAGUAGAACCCAUGGAAAACUGGCUGCAAUUGAUGCUGAACUGGGAUCCUCAGCAGAGAGGAGGACCUACUGAUCUUACUUUGAAGCAGCCAAGAUGUUUUAUAUUAAUGGAUUACAUUUUGAAUUUGAAGAUAGUACACAUCCUAAAUAUGACUUCUGCAAAGAUAAUUUCUUUUUUGUUACCACCUGAUGAAAGUCUUCAUUCACUGCAGUCUCGUAUUGAGCGUGAAACUGGAAUAAAUACUGGUUCUCAAGAGCUUCUGUCAGAGAUGGGAAAUUCUCUGGAUCCUCGGAAACCAGCCUCUCAAUGUGUUCUAGACGGAGUCAGAGGCUGUGAUAGCUAUAUGGUUUAUUUGUUUGAUAAAAGUAAAACUGUAUAUGAAGGACCGUUUGCUUCCAGAAGUUUAUCUGACUGUGUAAAUUAUAUUGUACAGGACAGCAAAAUACAGCUUCCAAUUAUACAGCUGCGUAAAGUAUGGGCUGAAGCAGUGCACUAUGUGUCUGGGCUAAAAGAAGACUACAGCAGGCUCUUUCAGGGACAAAGAGCAGCGAUGUUAAGUCUUCUUAGAUAUAAUGCUAACUUGACAAAAAUGAAGAACACUUUGAUCUCAGCAUCUCAGCAACUGAAAGCUAAAUUGGAGUUUUUUCACAAAAGCAUUCAGCUUGAUUUGGAAAGAUAUAGUGAGCAGAUGACGUACGGGAUAUCCUCAGAAAAAAUGUUAAAAGCAUGGAAGGAAAUGGAAGAAAAGGCUAUCCACUAUGCUGAGGUGGGGAUCAUUGGAUACCUGGAGGAUCAGAUCAUGUCCCUGCACACUGAAAUCAUGGAGCUACAGAAGAGCCCCUAUGGAAGACGUCAGGGAGACUUGAUGGAAUCUCUGGAACAGCAUGCCAUUGAUCUAUAUAAGCAGUUAAAGCACAGACCUUCAGAUCACUCCUACAGCGACAGCACAGAAAUGGUGAAGAUCAUUGUGCAUACAGUGCAGAGUCAGGACCGGGUUCUCAAGGAGCUGUUUGGUCAUCUGAGCAAGUUGUUGGGCUGUAAGCAGAAGAUUAUUGAUCUACUGCCCAAGGUGGAAAUGGCCCUCAGUAACAUCAAAGAAGCUGACAAUACUGUCAUGUUUAUGCAAGGCAAGAGGCAGAAAGAAAUAUGGCAUCUCCUUAAAAUUGCCUGUACACAGAGUUCUGCCCGCUCCCUUGUAGGAUCCAGUUUAGAAGGUGCAGUAACCCCUCAGGCAUCGGCAUGGCUGCCCCCAACUUCAGUAGAACAUGAACAUACUCUGCCAUGCGUGGUAACUCCUCAAGAUGGGGAGACUUUAGCACAAAUGAUAGAAGAAAAUUUGAACUGUCUUGGCCAUUUAAGCACUAUUAUUCAUGAAGCAAAUGAGGAACAGGGCAGUAGUAUGAUGAAUCUUGAUUGGAGUUGGUUAACAGAAUGACUUGCCACUUUUUUACUGUCCCCAAGUUGAAGUUGUCACUGCAGAUGCUGGAAAUUCUUCUCCCAUGAAAUUAUUGUUCAGACAUCAGACAGUGGAAGAAAUGGCUAUGGUUAGAAACUACGCAUGAUUUUACAAGCACAAUAUUUUGACUUUGGAUAAAUUUACCCCUUGAACAGGUAGAAGUUUGUGUCAGUGGACUUGUUUAAGUACAUCAUUGCAAUCUGUUUGUCUUCAGACUUGCUACAACAUUAUUAAUUUAACUGACUAAAAAUAUCUUUUUUUAACAUUUAACUUGGGUAUAAGGACAAAACUAAUAUAUAUACAAAGAGUAAAAAAACCUAAACUAACGUGAUCUAAGUCAUCUGCCUGUGUUUCUGUGGAAGAGACUGCUCACAAGUAAAAUUGUACUUCUUAAAGAGUAAACCCUACCUCCUUGUAUUGCAUUCAACAGUGCUCUUCCUGGCCCACAAGGAAGGGAUUGUGCAUCUGUGCCUUUAUUAUCAGUUGGCUAACAAAUCUUAUGUGUGCUAUGUGUAUAUGUAUUUAAGAUGUACAUUUAAUAAUAUGAGAUGAUGCUUGUUAAUUUAUAAUGUAUUUGAAAGCUUAUCUGUUUUUUCAUUUGUAAAAAUGAAUAAUUUGUUUAAGGAGUCUUUCAUGUCUUGUCAUACAAAUUUAUAAAAGUCUACACUCCCUUAUCUGUAAUUCUAAAAUCCAAAAAGCUCUGAAAACAAGGUUUUUCAUAAGAUUGGUGACAAAACUCAUUUGCUUGCAAAUCUAACCUGAACUGAUACUCAAUCUACUUAUCCCAUUAGUGUGAAUAUUCAUUUAUUUUGCAGCAGAAAUAUUGUAUUUUAAUUUUUUUUGUCGGGUGGUUGUGCAGUGGAUGCUGGCGCAGGCACUGCUGGGGGUUUAUGUACUAUGGUAUAUGUGCUGAAUUACCUUUUUAAAAUCUGAAAAUUUUUUAAUUUGGAAACAUCUGGCCUUAAGGGUUCCAGAUAAAGGACUGUGGAUCUCUCAUCUUUUAAGUCAUUUAGAAGGUAUUGUUUUUAAAAAAUGUGAAAUGCUUUUGUAUUCUAGACAGUUUUUCACUUUGUGUAUUAAAUGAUUUUUAAGUUACUUUUUGAACCUCUAUUUAUUAAAAUCAGAUUAUAAUAGAAUAGUUGAAUAUGGUUUGGGAAAACGUGAAGGUUCCAUGAAGUGGAAUUGGAGCACAGAAUAAUAACAGGCUUUCACUGUACUUUCUUUAGGAAUUAAACAGGACUUACAGAAACGACAAUAUUAGGUAGCUUCUUUAAUAUAGUCUUUUCUCCUUAGAUUUCCUAUCACCACUAUCCAUAUCUAAAAACCAUGCUCAUAUCUUGACAUAUAAACUGAUGCCUUAGUCACACCAUCCCCAUUUUUUGCUAAUAAGCUUCAUUUUUCCCAGUCAUUGUAGUUUGAAACCUUGGGAUUCUCUUAACUUUUUAGUCACCUGAUACCACUGUUUCUCUAAAUAUGUAAAUUCUGUCAGCUGUUCUAUAGGCAGUCUUUCUCUUGCUUCUUUAGUUCUAGAAGAUUUUAAUAAGAAAUAUUUAUUGGGUACCUGUUGCUUGGAAGAUAAUUGAUCUAGAUGGCAAGAUCAGAAACAGGUAACAGGCAGUACAGUAAGAAUGCUUACUUGGGAGUCUGAACAUUGCAAGCCAUCCACGCAUUGAAAUUAUGGUUAAAGGUAUUUUUUAAAUGAUCGUGCAUUUUCUAAAUAUCCUUGUAAUAAACGAUAAAAUAUG